This is a messenger RNA of Amphibalanus amphitrite, 3277 nucleotides long. Its product is annotated as mucin-5AC-like. The transcript has 2 exons. The record is from RefSeq and is a predicted model, not a curated record. The coding region runs from base 106 to 1899 and encodes 597 amino acids. NCBI's taxonomy places the organism in Eukaryota, Metazoa, Arthropoda, Thecostraca, Balanomorpha, Balanidae.
UUUCAGAUAAUCCAUUCCACAAGAAAAUCCGAUGACUUUGACGCAAGCUAUCUCAUAAGAAGAUUCAUCGAUCACCAGUACCUAUACCGGAUUUGCAUCCAACGAAUGACUGUGUCCUUAUUUUCAGCUCCACCCAUCCCAUUUUUCCUACCCAUGCCCCUGUUCCUGUCACUAUCCCUCCCUCUCCUCUCCUUCGCCGCUCUCUCCAUCCACCUAGUUCUAUCUGAGACUGCCUCUUUCCUCCUGCAGAGCGGCCCCGCCUCUGGUCACCUGGUGACCUCCUCACUCACACCCUCUCUCCUGACCUGCUCUGUCGCUUGCUCUACCUCGAUGCCUUCACGCUGCAUUGAGUUCGCCUACUUGGAUAACGGCACGUGUCUUCUGUUCGGGUGCCCCGGGGCAGAGGGGUCGCCCGGAGCGGGAGAGAGUGGUGUGUACAUGAGGAGAGAGAGAGAGGUGGAGUCGUGCCCAGAAUAUUCCUCAACCGAGAUGGCAGUUGGAUCUUCAACAGUCGUCUUAACAACUCUGCCACCGACUUCCUCAACGCCUGUGGGAUCUCAGCAAACGGAAUCCACACUGGAGCCCGCUUCAACCGGUGCUGAAGGAGUUAUCGCAGAAAUCUCCACAGCCUCAACUACGGAAGCAACUUCUCCAGCUGCUGACGCAGAGUCUUCAACUGCUGGCAGUAAUGCCCAAGCAGCUGACUCUAUUACUUCGACAACUACAACUACUGACACCGUAUCUACUUCUGCUGCAACUGUUUCUUCAACUAAUGGCAUAGCUUCUGUAACAACUGACAUCUCGACAGCUACUGCUAUUUCAACUACCGACACCAUUUCUUCAACUACUGUCACUGCCGCUUCAACUACUGGCACGGAAACUCCUGCUACCGGUUAUUCUGAUCAGACUACCGAAUUACCCACGGACAUGACCCCUGAACUGACCGCCACCGCUGACACUGACGCCAUCACCGACUCCAGUGUGACAACGGCUCCAAAUACUGAACUAUCUUCCACUUCAAACACGGAAGUAACAGCUGCGCAAACAACCGAUGUAUUCACUACUCCAACUGGAUCAGAAACGACCACUGCAGUCACUGAAACGACAACGUUUUCUACGGAAAUAACCACAGAAGUAACUACUAACGGGCUCACUGAUGGAGCUUUUCUGACUACUGAGUUUAUCAGUGACUCGACCACUGAGAGUACCAGUGAUACGACUACUGAGAUUACUAGCGGUUCAGCUUUAGAAAUGACUAGUGAUCCGAAUACUGAUGCAACUAGUGAUCCAGCCACUGAGAUCACUAGUGAUGCGACCUCCGAGAUAAAUAGUGAAACGACUACUGGAGGAACAACUAGUGAUCCAACUGCUGAUGUUACUAGUGAUCCGACUUCUGAUGUUACUAGUGAUCCAACUACUGAGGCUACUAGUGAUCCAACUCCUGAGGUUAAUAGUGAUCCGACUACUGGGGCUUCUAGCGAUCCAACCACAGACGGAACGGUAUCUCCAGCUUCUGAAACGGCAUCUCCUGGCGCUGACCUGACGACGGCUCCGACUGCAGCGGACAGCACAGCCCACAGCGUGCUAACGGCCGUCCCAACGACAACGAUAAGCAAGUCAUCAACUGAAGUCACUGGUACCCCUACUGAAACCACCAGUGCAGAGGAUGAAACUACCAUCACAGCAACUGAAACUACUGCUCCAACGACGGAAACUACUACUCCAACAACUGAGGGAACUCCUUCAGCAACUGAAGCUACUGCUCCAACUGUUCCAACAGCUGAUACAACCACAACAGCCUCUUCGUCUGUCACAACCGCGGGAACUACGAUUACAACGCAUGGAGCUAAUGUCACAACUGAUGAAGCCACCGUUUCUAAUACAGGACCAGCUCCCUGAACUAAUAAGGUGGCAUGUACGAUGCCAAACUCAAUGAGUGAUUCAUUCUGCAACAAAAUCGUUUAUGUUCAUUUUUAUUUACGUCAUACCUGUUUUGCGGUGCCACGCAAAAUGGCGUCACUUGUGUAUGAAAGGUAUUGAUCCGUCUUUCUCGUUCCUUCCGUUGUCGGUAUGUGCCGUUUUUUCAUUCGAUUGUUUAUUUGGGAUCUAGGUACUGGUUUCUAGUUACACACAGAAAAUACAUUUUAAGCACAGCACCAGAGGUGAAAAAAGCCUGCUACUCGCCUGCGUGCGUAGGAGACAGCCAUAGGAAUAAACAGACAGAUUCGAGCAUCUCAGUUGAUGCAUCUCAGUAGAUAACUAGGCCGUUUCCACUACAAUCAGAGCUGUCUUCCCAUAGAAGACCACUAUGGACCACGGCACAAAAAUUUAACAGCGUCAUCUCUUUGUAGACAGCUGGGGCUGAAAAAUCCCGCCGGUGCGACAGCCGGUGCGUUGUGAAGCGCCAUAGACAACGCAGGAAAAACGGCGACAGCGCGACAGCUCGUCCCCGCUCGUCGCCGGUUGAGCGGAGGCGGGGACCGGCGCGGCCUUGGCCGCCGACGGAGUAGGGAGGGACCGGGCGAUGGGACGGGGGACGUCACAUCUGGGCCACAACUGAGGCGAGGUCCAUGACCAUCGGUCCCAGAAACUUGGUAGGAGCGUUGAUAAUUGGUCUUGACUACUGAAGCAAAGAUAAGUGAAGCAGUGACAACUGACAAUCCUUUCGUGAGUUCUGAUUGAACUGGAUUAGGAAGCCAGGACGAGCUAGGAAGUCGAUCAGACCUAUAGGUAAGUUUAAUGAUAGUGAUUUAUUUUUUGUUGUGUGACUACUGAAAUGUGGUGUUGCGUUGUAAUGCCCAGAGGCUGAAAUUUGAAAGAUCAGUUUAUUUCUAACAUUCUAGCCUCAUUUUCAAAUGUACUUUUUAGGCCUCAAAGGUGAUGAGAAAACGGCAAAAAAAAAUGGUACCUACUGUUUCAAGAUGACUUGUGAAAAAUUGGCGACAGCUAGACAUCGCGUAGGUGACAGCUUUUGCUAGUUUUAUUCACCUCUGCACAGCACAUCAUAUAUGACAUAGCCAUCUGCAAAAAAGAAGAAUAUCAGACUCGGACAAUGUUUGAAAUCUGACAGCAAAGGCGGAUCCAGAAAUGUAGUCUUGGACGCUGCAGGUGAGGGCAUAACCAAUAAAAACUCCAACUUUCCAGAUGGCAAGAUCUCUGAUUUCGCUACAUUAUGCAUUUCUGUGCGAUUAGAAAAAAAAACAUGUGUAGCUUUGGUGUAUUAUUCGGAUGCGAACAAUAUAAUAAACAUAAUUGUGAAUAAAUGCGUGAAGACUCA